Messenger RNA from Trichomycterus rosablanca, 4323 nucleotides. RefSeq names its product family with sequence similarity 135 member B (gene fam135b). The record is from RefSeq and is a predicted model, not a curated record. The transcript is spliced from 20 exons. NCBI's taxonomy places the organism in Eukaryota, Metazoa, Chordata, Actinopteri, Siluriformes, Trichomycteridae. The coding region runs from base 163 to 4083 and encodes 1306 amino acids.
AGCGCGCGCUUUUAUGCCUUGGGUGCACGGACGGCGGCGCGCACACGCGACACACGCGCCGUGCGGCAAACACACCGGGACAGAACCGGGAUCAUAACUGGGAUUAAACCGGAGACGUGGAGACCGGAGACGGAUCACACGGGACAGGUGAUGGAAUAGGUGAUGUCUGAAGUACAGGGAACUGUGGAGUUUUCUGUGGAGCUGCACAAAUUUCACAAUGUGGAUCUCUUCCAGAGAGGGUUCUAUCAGGUGAGGGCGGGGCUAAGGGUGUCGCCACACGUUCCACACAGGUGUAUCACCACAACGCCCGGAUACACAGGCGAGUGCAGUUUCAGCAGUGCAGGAGUGCACGAUGGAGCCCUUUACAGUCGGAUAUUUCAGAUCCUGUACAGGAACGAGGAGAUUUCGCUGGAGGACCGCGUCAUCUUCCGAGUCCACCUGCUGCUGGACGGAGAAAGGGUGGAGGAGGCCCUGAAUGAAGUGGAUUUCCAGCUUAGGCUCGACCUGCACUUCACAGAUGUGGAACAACAGUUGGCUGAUAUUACAUCGGUCCCGGCGAUCAGCGGCCGGACUCUGGGUCUCCAUUUCCACUCGCGGACUGGCCUGCACCAUCACCUCCCGGUCAUGUUUGACUACUUCCAUCUCUCAGUCGUCUCCAUCACGGUCCACGCCUCCUUAGUGGCUCUGCACCAACCUCUCAUCAGCUUUGCACGUAGCACUAAAGGGGCGUGGCUUGGGAAGGGUCCUCCAGAGAGUGAUGCCACGCCCCCUGCGAUGUCUGUGGAGAAUCUGAUGUUUGGAGCUGGAUACUGUCGACCCGUUCUCACUGAGGGGAGUUUUUACGUACCGUCGGAGAACUGCCUGCAGCGAGCUCAUACGUGGCACUGGACUCUCUGUCGCCUCCUACUGGUGGCUCAUAAAGGACUGAGCCUUUACUACACGGCGCUGAUGAAGGAAAUACCUCAACUGCAGCACAUCAGCUUAGAAGACGUUCAGAUACAGAAAACACUGGAGCAGCUCAGCGUCCAGCUGCAGUUGCAGGACAGUCAUGAGAAGGUAGCCGAGCAUAUUUCUCAUGAUCUUUCUCAGCUCUGUGCCAACCUGGCAUCGUUUUGGACUCAGUUUUUGAAGGUGGCGGUAACAAACCCACACAUCCGCAGUCACCUCGCCCAGGAGCACCACAAGCUCAGGGUCAGGAGAUUUUCUGAGAGCUACUUUUUCACUGAACAUCCCAAAGAAUCUUCUCUCACCUUCCAAGAGGAGCUGAUCAGUAAGCACGCUCAGCUGGCGGUGGAGUUGAGGAGUUCCGAGUACCUCAGCCUCAUGCCACCUUUGCCCAUCGAGUGCCUCGACAUAGACGGCAACUCCAGCAGCCUGCCCAUAAUCUUCGAGGACAGAUUCGUGGACACGCCCUGCUUAGAUUAUAAAUCUCACAUGUCAAAGCGUCCGGUCUCCACUGGUCAGCGAUCUACUGAUUCCGAAGACUCGGUGGACCAAACGGUCAUAUCAACAGCAGGGACUCCUGAUCCACCGACAGUAACCACCGAGGAUCCUGCCUCUGAGGAAUACAUCAACCUGCCAGCCUACAUGGCUCUGAUCGGUCAGAAGAGGGGCGUCGUAACUGGCAGGGAUGGACAUACGGUUGAUGUGGACGCUCCUGAUGGGACUGAAGUUGGAACUGAAUUUCUGUCUAGAGUUGAAACAGACUCCGGACCUGGAGAUGGUGCUAACGGAGCUGAAACGGACACAAAUAGGUCUACAGAAGAAGAACUUCAAGAUUAUUCUGGUUUGAGGUAUAUUAACGUCCGGCCAGCCGAUUCUGACCCGUACAGAGGACAUGAAGUUUUUCUUAUCCAAUCAGAUGCCAAGGAAUUGACCGACCUUGCUGACUCUGAAGCUUCAAAGUCGAGUCAUCAAGACGAUUCAAAGAGUCAAACAGUCUCUAAGGGAUUCAGGAGUAAAGAUGAAAAUAUAGUGACCCAAGCAAAGCAAAACGAUUGUGGAAACGUCAAACUGACCUCUAAAGGAGACCGGCCGAGCACACCACUGGACCACUUGUUGUCUGUGACCCCUCCAAGAGGUGGGUUCCUGGGCAAACUGAAGAUAAUGAAGCGCUCCUCCUCCGUGAUCUCCGACUCCGGCAUCGAGAGCGAGCCCAGCUCGGUGGCCUGGCCCUCAGAGCUCCGUUCUGGAGUCGCUGGAAAUCGUGACCCUCUGCACCCCUGUCGUAGGAGAGCGACGCAUCGGAGCUCCCUAGAAGGUCUUCAGACCGAGAGUCACGGAAGCCUACCUAGCGCUACUCAGGCCUCGUUAAGCUCCAUCAGCUCUUUGCCGUAUGAAGAUGAAGAAGAGGAGCGCCAGAGGCAACUCAACACGCUUACCAAGUCCGCCUCGGCUCCACAGAUCAGCAGCCCCGAGGACGCCCAGGAGGUCGUCCGGGACCUGGCCGGUCAGGGGGAGAUUACUGAGGCAAGUCAAGAGACGAAUGCCGGACAGAUAAGACAAAAACCAGAAGGUGGCAAUGAGGAGGAUGGACUAGAAUCGGCCAAUCAGGAAAAGGACGAAGACCAACCCGAGAAUCCAAAAAAUUAUGGAUUUGGACUGUUGCACAUAAAAGAAUCUAAUCUUUUUGAAGACGACGUUAGAUUGGGCAAAUCUGAAUGCCAUGAACAUGAAAAUGAGUUGAAGGACAGCUAUGAUGACGUAAGCUUUCAACAAAUACAGCUAGAUGACCUUGAUGAUGAUGAUGAUCUUGGAAGCCAAGAUACACCAACCAAUGGGAACCAGAACCUCCACACAGUCACCAACCCAGCUAAAGAGAGCAUCGGUGACCCCAUAGAGCUUCUAGACCAAUCACAAGAGCCAAAAAGGAUGCAAGGACAAGCCAGAGUCAGUCAGCUUCCGAGUUCCGGCCUGGCGUUCAUGAAUAAGAAAGUGGUGGAGGUGGUGAACCUGUCGGUGUCCUGCGCUCCGACCUGCCUGCCCUUCUCCUCCGUCCUGCGAGAUUCUCCGUCGGUCAGUGGAAUCUCUGCCCAACAAGCCAUCUCCCCGAUUACCAAUCAACCUCUGGGCUCUUUCGGAAUCAUCUCUUCGUCGUCCUCCUCCCUGUGCACUGACCAGGACAUCAGUGAAAGGAUGCUGGAUUUUUAUAAAGCUAAAGAGGCGUUUAUGGAGAAGUUAUCAAUCAGAGCGAAUCUUUACAGCGACCUUCCCCUCCUGGCCUCUGACCACCCGUACUUUCCACCCGAAGAGGAAGAGGAGGAGUUUGAGGAUGGGAUCCACCUGGUAGUGUGUGUCCACGGUUUAGAUGGUAACAGUGCAGACCUGCGUCUUGUGAAGACCUUCAUCGAGCUUGGCCUGCCAGGAGCACGACUGGACUUCCUCAUGUCUGAACGCAACCAGAUAGACACGUUUGCAGAUUUUGACACCAUGACGGAUCGGUUGCUGGACGAGAUCGUUCAACACAUUCAGCUGUACAACCUCACCGUGGGGAGAAUCAGUUUUAUCGGUCACUCUCUGGGUAACGUGAUCAUCCGCUCAGUGCUGACCAGACCUCGCUUCCGCUGUUACCUCAGCAAACUACACACCUUCCUGUCCCUGUCCGGCCCUCACCUGGGUACACUGUUCAACAGCAGCACGCUGGUCAGCACAGGUCUGUGGUUGAUGCAGAAGCUGAAGAAGUCCGGUUCCUUGCUGCAGCUCACCUUCAGAGACCACGCAGACCCCCGGCAAACCUUCCUGUACACACUCAGCCAAAAACCAGGUCUGCAGUUCUUCAGAAACGUGGUGCUGGUGGCGUCUCCUCAGGACCGUUACGUUCCCUUCCACUCGGCUCGAAUAGAACUGUGCCGGACCGCUCUUAAGGACAAGACUACAGGUCCAGUGUACACCGAGAUGAUCGACAACCUCCUGCAGCCGCUCCUGAAGGCGCCGCAGUGCCGCGUGAUCCGCCAGAACGUGUUCCACGCGUUACCCAACACGGCUAACACGCUAAUCGGCCGAGCCGCUCACAUCGCCGUGCUGGACUCUGAGCUCUUCCUCGAGAAGUUCCUGCUGGUCACUGGACUGGAUUACUUCAAAUAAUCACCUCUCACUUCGGGUAGCCAAUCAGACAAGCCGCCAGCACCCUUCACCGUGUGGCAGCUGACCAAUCAGAAGAUCUGUUGUCCAAGAGUGGUCAGCAUGUUAGACCAAGGCUAGGCUACUUCAACUGGCCUAUAAGAUCACACUGUAGGCUACUCUCUGUUGACCAUUGACCAAUCAGAGCUGUCCAUAAUUGAUGCUGGUUUCAAGUCUUAUUACCUCCAUAGGUCCACCUCAGUA